Messenger RNA from Arachis ipaensis, 499 nucleotides. NCBI's taxonomy places the organism in Eukaryota, Viridiplantae, Streptophyta, Magnoliopsida, Fabales, Fabaceae. The record is from RefSeq and is a predicted model, not a curated record.
AAUGUCUCGAAGAAUGGGCUGAAUGGGUGAGGUUUCUUGUGAUGGGAACGAAGGUGGGGUUGGUGAGGGAGUUGAUGGGGUUGUUGGGAAGUGUAAUGGGACCUCAAAGGUGAGAGCUUUUGAGUUGUUGGUGAGGUCGCACUCUACGGGUCACUCUCUUGUGGAAUCGGGGAAGAGCUUGGAGAGGUUCACUUUGAGGUUGCCUGAGAAAUUGAGGAAGCAGAUUCUGGAAGCCAAUCAUAAGUGUAGUGGUGGUAGUGGUGGGAUGAAGCGUUCGGCAAGCUACGACGUCGUUUUGCAGAGUGAAGUUGGUGAAAGUAGUAGUAGUAAUAAGGGGAGUAAGAAUAGUAGGUGGAUGCUGACUGCUGUCUAUGACACCUCCGUUUGUUUCUCGCGGUUGGGGUCAUUUUAGUACUUCUUCUGGUUUGGCACCGCCAAAUGAGUGCUCAACAUGCUUUGGGAUUCCUAGGCUUUGGGGUUCUUCAGCGGCAAGGAAAGA